ACAAAAACACUAUAAAAAUAAAUUGACAAUAAAAUCAUUACACAGUAUUUAGCACAAUUGUUUAAAAAUAUAUUUUUCCCGGAUUUGUUCAGUAAGAUUCCGAAAUCGAUGUGAUCUGCGUACUUCCAAACACUCCCCACCAACCUAACCUAACCAAUGCAUUAACACCCCCAAAUAACCAGGCUAACCAAUGCAUUAACACCCUCCAAAUAACCAGACUAACCAAUGCAUUACCACCCUCCAAAUAACCAGAAUAUCUAACCUAACCUAACCAAUGCAUUAACCCUAGAAUACUAACCAUCGUAAAUUUUACGACGAUACUUAAUUUCGACCACGAUUUUAUCGUCGCGGUAGACCCCUUUCCGUUGUGCGCUCUUCUAGUCUUCUACUAAAUAUCAGUGUGCGUAGGUUGGUGGCCCAGUGUGCAUAGUAUGGUGAUCGGAAGAGUGUUAAUUCAGCAGCGACGUCGUAGUUUUUACGAAGAAUAUAUCAUGGCAGCUAAAAAGUGGGAUAGGAUAAGACCAUUAACUGAAAGAGAACUACUGUUAGAAGCCCAAAAAGGCUUAGAAGGGUUUUUGCCGGGUGAAAAUGAUGAUAAUUGUGAUGAGACAGAAAGCGGUUCCAGACAGAAGCCUUUAGUCCAUCUGAGUCUGAAUUUGAGCCGACAACUAGCAGUGACACUGAUUCAGAAUAUGACUUACCAUCUACAAUCAAUCCUGAGGAUGAAAAUACGGUGUCAGAUAAUCAGGAAGAAAAUCAAGAUGCAACACAGGAUAUUAUAACAAUAGGAAGUACCGUAGAUAAACCUGUAAAGCGGCUACGCCUUCCCACAAGUCUAAAAGGUAAAAACGGACACAGGUGGUCAUCCGAGCCAAAAGCACCGAGAAGAACUCCCAAACGCAAUAUUGUACACAUCAUGCAAGGUCCCACUAAUGCUGUCAAAGAAGCAUUUACUUCUUUAGACGUUUUUCAUUGAAAUGUUAAUUGUUAAUUAUACAAAUGCUGAGAUAUUCAUUCGAGCUCAAAAAUAUAAGACAAGUAAGUACACUAACUCAGACGUAAAACAGGAAGAAUUGCAUGCCUUAUUGGGACUUUUAAUAUUCGCGGCCUCUCAAAAGGAUAAUCACUUGGCAAGAGAGAAAUGUUCAACGAAAAGCUUUCAGGUUCAAUAUAUAAAGCAACAAUGAGUUUCUCAUAGAGUGUCUUCGAUUUGAUGAUAAAGCCACUCGGUCAGAAAGGAAAAAAUCUGAUUCAUUAGCGGCAAUACGAGAAAUAUGGGACGACUUAAUGGAUAAAUGCAGAAAAUCGUAUAAACGGGAUCCUACCUUACAAUCGACGAACAGCUGCUGGCUUUCAGGGGAAGAUGUCCCUUUAGGAUGUACAUCCCAAAUAAGCCAGCUAAAUAUGGACUAAAAAUUGUUAUGAUGUGUGAUGUCGGUACUAAAUACAUGUAUGAUGCCGAUCCGUAUUUGGGCAAAGGGACUAAAACAAAUGGCCAACCACUCGGAGAAUUUUAUGUUAAAAAAUUGACCCAAGCAGUACAUGGUAGCAACCGGAAUAUAACAACCGAUAAUUGGUUCACUUCGGUACCCCUGGCUACAGACCUUCUAAAAGCCCCUUACAAUUUAACCUUAGUAGGAACCCUAAGACAGAAUAAAAAAGAGAUUCCUCCAGAACUAUUGAACCUGAAAAAUCGAGAAAUUGGGAGUUCACUCUUUUGUUUCGACGGUGAAAAAACUCUGGUUUCAUAUAAAACCAAAACAAACAAAUCCGUUCUUCUUCUCUCAACAUUGCAUGAUGGUCCAAUACUUUGUGAUAAGACUGGAAAACCUGACAUUAUCACGUUUUAUAAUGCAACCAAAUAUGGUGUAGAUACAUUUGACCAGAUGUGCGGGAACAUGAACGUAUCAAGGAAAACAAGGAGAUGGCCGCUUUGUCUCUUCUACGGUAUGAUUAAUAUAGCCUGUAUUAAUUCAUGGAUUGUUUAUAAUCAUAACCAACGAAGAAAGGGAUUAGAAACAAUCUCGAGAAAAAAAAUUAUGUGUUUAUUAUCAGAGCAACUAAUAAAACCAUGGUUGGAGCAGCGGAAAACUUGGCCAACUUUACCCGCUCGCUAAGACUGAUAAUCGAAAAUAUUUUAAAUUCAGAUGGACCACAGGAAAGAGCAACUCCUAUUGAAAACAAACAUGCGAUGUGUCAAUUCUGUCCUUCAAAAAAACGCAGAAUGACGACCAACUAUUGUAAGCACUGUCAACGGCCUAUUUGUGGAGAACACCGUGCUUUUUGUUGUGUUUCUUGUUCUUCAAAAAUGUAAUUUUUUUGUUUCUUUUUUAAUGUUCGUAAUUAUAAAUAUCAAAUGAAUUA
Molecule: messenger RNA, 2364 nt
Organism: Sitophilus oryzae (rice weevil)
Lineage: Eukaryota; Metazoa; Arthropoda; Insecta; Coleoptera; Curculionidae
Exons: 3
Coding region: 432-782 (116 amino acids)
Source: RefSeq, a predicted model, not a curated record